This is a messenger RNA of Jaculus jaculus (lesser Egyptian jerboa), 1072 nucleotides long. RefSeq names its product 26S proteasome non-ATPase regulatory subunit 7-like. Gene Ontology annotation, molecular function: metallopeptidase activity; protein binding. Gene Ontology annotation, biological process: proteasome-mediated ubiquitin-dependent protein catabolic process. Gene Ontology annotation, cellular component: proteasome complex; proteasome regulatory particle. The record is from RefSeq and is a predicted model, not a curated record. The transcript has a single exon. Lineage: Eukaryota; Metazoa; Chordata; Mammalia; Rodentia; Dipodidae.
AUGCCUGAGCUGGCAGUGCAGAAGGUGGUGGUCCACCCGCUGGUGCUGCUCAGUGUGGUGGACAAUUUCAACCGAAUUGGCAAGGUUGAAAACCAGAAGCGUGUUGUUGGUGUGCUUUUGGGAUCAUGGCAGAAAAAAGUACUGGAUGUGUCCAACAGUUUUGCAGUCCCUUUUGAUGAAGAUGAUAAAGAUGAUUCUGUCUGGUUUUUAGACCAUGAUUAUUUGGAAAACAUGUAUAGAAUGUUUUAGAAGGUUAAUGCCAGAUAAAGAAUAGUUGGGUGGUACCACACAGGUCCUAAACUGCACAAGAAUGACAUUGCCAUCAAUGAGCUCAUGAAAAGAUACUGCCCUAACUCAGUAUUGGUCAUUAUUGAUGUGAAACCAAAGGACCUGGGGCUGCCCACAGAAGCAUACAUUUCAGUGGAAGAAGUUCAUGAUGAUGGAACACCAACAUCGAAAACAUUUGAGCAUGUGACCAGUGAAAUUGGAGCAGAGGAAGCUGAGGAAGUUGGAGUGGAACACUUGUUAAGAGAUAUCAAAGAUACAGCAGUGGGGAUGCUGUCCCAGCGGAUCACAAACCAAGUCCAUGGUUUGAAGGGAGUGAACUCCAAGCUUCUGGAUAUCAGGAGCUACCUAGAGAAAGUAGCCACAGGCAAGCUGCCCAUCAACCAUCAGAUCAUCUACCAGCUGCAGGAUGUCUUCAACCUGCUACCUGAUGUCAGCCUGCAAGAGUUUGUCAAAGCCUUUUACCUGAAGACCAAUGACCAGAUGGUGGUGGUAUACUUGGCCUCACUGAUCUGCUCUGUGGUUGCCUUGCAUAACCUCAUCAACGACAAGAUCGCCAACCAGGAUGCCAAAAAGAAGGAGGGGCAGGAGAAAGAGGAAAGCAAGAAGGAGAGAAAAGAUGACAAAGAGAAGGAGAAAGAUAAGGAGAAGAGUGAUGUUAAGAAGGAAGAGAAAAAGGAGAAAAAGUAAGACCUUAUAAACUUAAUCAGUGUGCCACACUAGAGGGUCCUUUUCACUUUUAGUGCUUGUUAAAAAGCUGUUCUGGUGAGAACUCUUCGCCUCUGGU